AUGUCAGCGACAGCAGUAAUAACAAAUGCCGGUGUUCAAAUGCCUCGUUUAAUCUAUGGUACAGCAUGGAAAAAAGAAGCAACAACACAACUUGUUAUUAAAGCCAUUUUAAAUGGAUUUCGUGGUAUUGAUACAGCAUGCCAACCAAAACACUAUAGUGAAGAUCUUGUUGGUCAAGCUCUUGUUGAACUUCAAAACAAAUAUAAUAUAUCUCGACAAGAUUUAUUUAUUCAAACAAAAUUCACUAGUAUUCAUGGACAAGAUCAAUCAAAACCUUUACCAUAUAAUCCUCAUUCACCAUUAGUUGAACAAGUUCGACAAUCAUUUGCAACAUCACUUAAAAAUUUACGUACAAAUUAUAUUGAUUCAUUAGUACUUCAUAGUCCAUUACAAUCACAUGAAUUAACAAUGGAAGUAUAUCGUGAAUUUGAAAAAUUUGUUGAUAAUGGUCAAGUUAAACAAUUAGGUAUUAGUAAUUUAUAUGAUUUAAAUCGUUUAAAAAGAUUAUAUGAUGAUGCUCGACAUAAACCUUCAGUUAUACAAAAUCGUUUUCAUGCUGAGACAAAUUUUGAUAAUGAUAUAAGAAGAUUUUGUCGUGAAAAAAAUAUCUAUUAUCAAAGUUUUUGGACAUUAACAGCUAAUCCACAAAUUCUUGGACAUUCACUUGUACAACAACUUGCACAAGAACGUCAUGGUACACCAGCUCAAGUAUUCUUUCGAUUUUUAAUGGAUAUUGGUUUAACACCAUUAACUGGUACUACUGAUGAAAAACAUAUGAAAGAAGAUUUACAAGUUCUUCAAUGGCCUUCACUUGAUAAUGAUUCCAUUGCAAAACUUAAAAAACUUAUUAAUGAUUAA
Rotaria sordida is the source of this 858-nucleotide messenger RNA. NCBI's taxonomy places the organism in Eukaryota, Metazoa, Rotifera, Eurotatoria, Philodinida, Philodinidae. The record is from the annotation of a GenBank genome assembly.